AUGGUCGGCUGCGCGAACUCAUGCGCCGACUGCUCGUGCAAGAGCGAUCAGGCCAAGCAGCCCGGAGAUAUCGAGGACUACUUUUCCAAGCUGUCCGAGGCCCAGGAUCGCAUAGCUGAACUCGAGAGGAAGAUUCGCGAUCUCGGCGGCAAGACCGAUCACGAUGCUUCUCCGCCCAAGUCUCCUGUCAAGAAGAAGGCAAAGACUCUCAGGUCCACGGGCUGGUUCAACGACACCUCGAGCCCCGUCUUGACCUCCAUCUACCUGGAGCGCUAUCAGAACUACGGCCUUACGCUCAAGGAGCUCAUGUCGGGCAAGCCCAUCAUCGGCAUCGCCCAGACCGGAUCUGACCUGGCGCCGUGUAACCGCCACCACAUCGAGCUGGCCAAGCGUGUGCGCGAUGGGAUCCGCACCGCCGGCGCUAUCGCCUUUGAGUUCCCGACUCAUCCAAUCCAGGAGACGGGACGGAGGCCCUCGCCUACGAUAGAUCGCAACCUCGCCUACCUCGGCCUGGUUGAGCUCCUCCACGGAUACCCUAUCGAUGGAGUCGUCCUCCUCACCGGCUGCGACAAGACAACUCCAGCAUGCAUCAUGGCUGCUGCCACUCUAAACAUCCCUUCCAUCUGCAUGAACGUUGGCCCCAUGCUCAACGGCCACGACGGUGACCAGAAACUCGGUUCUGGCAUGGUCAUCUGGAAAGCAGAUCAGCUCUUCGCGACGGGAAAGAUCAAUUUCGAGGAGAUGGUUCACAUGGUUUCUCUCGGCGCUCCCUCCGUCGGCCAUUGCAACACCAUGGGGACGGCCUCGACCAUGAAUGCCCUGGCCGAAGCCCUGGGGAUGGCAUUGCCGGGGUCCUCCGCCAUCCCGGCCGCAUACAAAGAGCGGGGCCAGUGCGCCUACGAGACGGGCGUUCAGAUCGUCGAGAUGGUCAAGAACGACCGCAAGCCGAGCGAGAUCCUCACACGAAAAGCAUUCGAGAACGCCAUCAGGGUCAACGCUGCCAUCGGCGGCAGCACCAACGCGCCUAUCCACCUCAACGCCAUCGCCAAGCACAUCGGGCUGGAGCUGAACAAUGACGACUGGUACGAAGUCGGGUUCAACAUCCCACUGCUGCUGAACAUGCAGCCCGCGGGCGAGUAUCUGGGAGAGGACUACUACCAAGCUGGCGGUGCGCCGGCCAUCAUGGCGCAGCUCCUCGAGGCCGGCCACCUCUGGGCCGACGCCCUGACCGUCAACGGCAAGACGGUGGGCGAGAACGUCAGAGGGACGGUCAACAAGCUCCCCAACGUCAUCCGGCCCUUCGCGGACCCCCUCAAGCCCAGUGCCGGGUUCAUCAACCUCUCCGGCUCUCUCUUCGACUCGGCCAUCCUCAAGACAUCGACCAUCAGCCCCUACUUCCAGAAGCAGUUCCUGUCAAACCCCGAGAGCCCCAACGCCUUUGAGGGCAAAUCAUUCGUCUUCGACGGGCCGGAGGACUUCAGGGCCAAUAUUGACGACCCCGCGCUCGGCAUCGACGACAAGUCCAUCCUCGUUAUGCGCGGGUGCGGUCCCAUCGGGUUCCCCGGCGCAGGCGAGACCGUCAACAUGCGCCCGCCCAACUACCUCAUCGACGCCGGCUGCGAGGGUCUCCCGUGUAUCGGCGACGGUCGUCAGUCCGGAACGUCGGCUUCCCCUUCCAUUCUCAACGCGAGCCCCGAGGCCGCUGCGGGCGGGAAUCUGGCCCUCCUCAGGCACGGUGACGUUAUCCGUGUCGACUUGAACACGCGCCGCGUCGAUCUACUCCUGUCGGACGAGGAGAUCAAGGAUCGCCGCGAGAAGCUCGACGCCCAGGGCGGUUACAAAUAUCCUGAAAGCCAGACGCCCUGGCAGGAGCUGUACCGCGCUGAGACAGGUCAGUUGGACGAGGGUAUGGUCCUGAAGCGGGCAGUCAAGUACCUCAAUGUGGCAGAGAGGUGCCCUGUGCCUCGUCAUAGCCAUUAG
Messenger RNA from Geosmithia morbida, 1980 nucleotides. Its product is annotated as dihydroxy-acid dehydratase. Gene Ontology annotation, molecular function: hydro-lyase activity. The coding region runs from base 1 to 1980 and encodes 659 amino acids. The transcript is spliced from 3 exons. NCBI's taxonomy places the organism in Eukaryota, Fungi, Ascomycota, Sordariomycetes, Hypocreales, Bionectriaceae. The record is from RefSeq and is a predicted model, not a curated record.